AUUUCCGAAUGUCGUGCUUUUACCACCGUGCGUUACCUACCCGGGUAGUCCUUCCCCCCCACCUUGCCGCUGAAGCGCCCAAUCUCUUUCGCUUGCCUUCAGUUUCUCUCCGUCCCGUCCGAUUCCGAUACUCGUCAGUCGCGCUAGGUUUGUUCACCGAGGAACAUCGCCGGCCGCCGGCCGCGUGUCUCGCCGUUUAUUUGUUUACCAAACGAGUAACUCAAUCGAGCGCGUGUCGCGGGGGAAUGUCAAGCAUUCGUUUAUGUUGUACGAUCCUUGGGUUUGGAUCUGAUCAACCUGUUUGUUUAAUUAUUUGAUAAUAAAAAUGUAGAUGUCUUUAAUUCAUUAAAAUGUUGGAAGUUUCACAUUAACUGUUCUACUUAUGUGGGUAUCUAUGCUGUUUGCCUGUCAGUAACUAUUAGUAGAUUAAUCUCAUAAUGGCACGACUCACGGAGGAAAUGGUAGUUGCAAGAACUAAACAAUCAGACAUUGGACAGGUCACCAAAUUGAAUUGCUGGGGAAGUGAAUUAUCGGAUGUCCGCCUCCUGAGAAGAAUGCAGAAUGUGGAAGUUCUGUCAUUGAGCGUGAACAAGAUCAGGUCGCUGGAGGACUUUCAGCACUGCCGCAACUUGGUCGAGCUGUUCGUGCGGAAGAAUGAGAUUGCGGACCUCGGGCAGAUCCUGUACCUGCAGCACCUGCCCAAGCUCAAGAACCUCUGGCUGGAGGAGAACCCCUGCGCCAAUGAGGAGGAUUACAGAUACACGGUGCUGCGAGCCCUCCCCGAUCUGAAGACACUGGACAAGAUCCCUGUGCAGCCGGAGGAGGUCCAGGACGCGAUGCGCAGGGGCAGGGAGCUGCUGCACCCCCAGGACGGCGAGUACUGGGACCAGCAGCCCGGGCCAGGCAGCAGAGACUGCAGCCCCCCACCCGCCGCCGCACCGGCACCCACCCCCUACCAGCGCGUCGAGCAACAGCAACAAGGUCAACAACCACAACAACCACCUCCGUCCCAGCAGCAAGCACAACCAUCUCCUUCACCUGAGCGGCAACCGCAGCUACAAACUCAAAUACCCUCUGAGCCAUCAAGAGAUGUGACUGGGCUCGAAGACACUCGCCCCAACGCAGAUGCAUCAACGCCACCAUCUCGCCCCACCCACUCAGCCACAUCCAUGACCACUCCUUCAUCCACAUCCUCCUCCCGUAGAACUCCUUUGUCCUCAUCUCCUCCACAGCCCAGUGUGCAGCAAGGCUCCCCUGUGGGGCAGCGAAGCCCUCCAAGAUGUGCUGCUGAUUCACAGAAUGCAACGUUUACCAGAAAACCAUCAAGGGAUUACAUAAUUCGUAAUGCUGACGAUGUGCCUGUUGGGGGUGGCAGUGCUGGCAGUGGAGGACAAUACUAUUAUGAAGACGGAGAAAUGCAGUACCAAAGACCACCCCAAGCACUUCCUCCAGCUACACACAUGUAUGAGGAACCACUUGUUGAAGAAGAUUCACCUGUAAUACUGCGGCAUCCACAUCGUAUGAGCAAUGGUGGUUAUCAUGAGCCGCUAAUCAAUCAAGGCGACAAUAGCAGCAGUGAUGGUAGUGGUGGAAUGUACAGGGAGAGGUCACGGCCAGUAAGCACAGUGGAGGAUGAAUCAAGACAAACAUAUGAUCGAAAUAAUCGUCAAACCCAUGAGAGACUUUCAUCUGCUGCACAGCGGCUGGCAAACGACCGCAUAACAUGCAAUGCCAAUCAGCGUGCUCCCUAUCCCCGCAGACCAAUAACACGGAGUUCAAACCUGCUUUCUGCAGUUCUCUGUCUAGUCAAAGAACUGGAUUACCCAAGCUUAGAGGUUGUUGAGAUGGCAGUUAAGUGUCGGAUGGAUGAACUGGAAGACUAACUUUGUUUUCUCUAAGCAAUCUACAAUGACUAACUAAUUACCAAAAAUACUUUUAAAUGUAUUAUUCACAAAUGUAAAUAUUGUGAUAGAUUUAAUGGCAUUUAGGUGUGCAUAUGUAACAUUCACUUCUAAAUGUAUACUUCUGAGUGUGACUGAGUGUGACUUGGAGUGAGCUCGAGAAGUGUAACGUCAAGGUCUUUCUAUUUAUCUUUGACCAGGGACUGGAAAAUACAAAGUAAGGAAAAUUGUAAAAAUUUGUUAUUGUUAUGAACUGAUUCACUGCCUAUAACAUAUUGACAAUUUAAUAAAUUAUCUAAAAUUUUGUGAUAAUGCUGGUUACACUAAGGCACAUAUACCUAAAUAGUUCAGAAAAAGCUGUGAUUGUUUUGGUGAGAGGAAAAGAGCUUGUAAUGCCUACAAAAACCAUUGCAGAUUGUCCCAUACAUCGUCAAAUAUUCAAAUUUAAUUCAAAUUUAUAACUAAAUCUAAAAACUGUUAUUUUUAAUGAUUUUUUUAAACAUAGGUAUUAUUGUGAUACAAGCUUUAUGUUUAAAUCAUGAUAGUCUUCAUUCCAAAUGCUUCUCUCUGUCAUCAACCUUCUGACUUGUCAAUCAAAUGCAAUAUGUUUUAGUUAUCUUACUAUGGAUUGUGGAUUAAGAGUAAUGGUCAUGUAAUGAAAUUUUAGUAAGAAGGGUAUCACACAUGCCACACAUCCAACUUCCUUAAUAGUUUGCAUUCUAAAGUAAUGAAACAAACAGUUGGUUCUUUUUCAAUCAAAUAAGUAGGUGUGUCCCACUGUCGACUUGCUUCUUCAGUUAAUGGUUUCUUUUGCCAUCAGUUUCUUACUCACCAAAUACGUAAUACCUUAAUACAGUAAAUUUAAGAAUAUUGCUGCAUGGCAGUGUAGUGAUUUGGAUUAACAUAAAGUGACUAGUAUACUCACUGCUGUUGAUCGGUAAGUGGGGGGAGUUUUUAAAAACUGUUCUUUCCAGAAUGCUUUCUAGCUUAGAAAAUUUGUCAUCAUACCUUUUUUUUAUUUACAUUUAUUUUUUAGAAAUUUGAUACAUACUCCCCUGUUCUUGUUUAUUCAUUAGGUUGAUACUGAUGUAUAUGUUCUUGACAUCCAAUCAUUUAAGGUGCUGACUAAUUUUGGUGAAAGACUUGUUUAGUAAAUCUCUAGUCCCGAAUCGAACAUGACUUGUUAUCGUUGUUUUAGAGCCCCCACAAAUUGAUAAAACCAUAGAGAAAUUGUAUUAUUUGCUCCGCUGGCUAGAAACUAGUUUACAGAGACUGCCAACUCGACCAGGUCUUUCUUGUUGAGAAAAUUUAAAUUUUUUAUCCGUCAAUGAACAAUUGUUAUACUACCUCUAAUUUUAAGAUUCCUUCAACUGUGAUGAAAUGAAAAAAGUUGUGCAUAUUUGUUAUUAAUUGAUAUUGAUAUUGAUAUUACUGAACAUUUAACAGGGUCGGUAUAGGAAUUCCCCCUCCGGAGGUGAAAACCUAGCGCGAUGCCAUGCUGCCCGUUUUUGUCCUUGAACUCAAAUUGUUUAUAUACUAUCUACAUAUUGUUUAUUGCUGAAAAGAAGCCGUGAUGUUGAUUCACUUCCAGUUCAUGUAUCAUUUUAGCAGCACUAGAACUGUUUUUGCUGUUUCAUGAUGGAUAAUAUAACACAUGUACAAUACUUUGGAAAUUAUUUUGUAGAAUUAAUAGUAUGCAACCUGAGAUAAAUGUCUAAAUCCUACAUCGAUCUCUUCAGUCCAAGAGGGUUUCUUUUUUUUUUUUUCAGUAUGUUUACCUACCCAUCAUACCACUUAGGUCAUUGAACGAAAGAUAUGGUGUUCAUUGUGAAUGAUGUUCAAGGAUUCUUUAUAAAUCUAUAAAAUGAUGACAAAUUAAAUUACUUCUUGUGUA
Molecule: messenger RNA, 3795 nt
Organism: Frankliniella occidentalis (western flower thrips)
Lineage: Eukaryota; Metazoa; Arthropoda; Insecta; Thysanoptera; Thripidae
Product: trithorax group protein osa
Exons: 10
Coding region: 438-1883 (481 amino acids)
Biological process (GO): cytoskeleton organization
Molecular function (GO): protein binding
Source: RefSeq, a predicted model, not a curated record